UGACCAUGCAGUGUUAAAUCCAAGUAUCUAUGGAUCUAAUCCUUUGCCAGGUAGUUGUCACAGAUAUCUUUAUCCAAGAGGCUUUCAUUGCAAAGAAGUCGAAAGACUGCUGAAACCAGAAUGGCGCGUUUAGUGGGACUAUUUAAGGGCAAAACGGUGAUUGGUGUUUUUAAGCAAGGCUGGAAUGAAAUUCCUGAAAUCAUUGCCACUACAGCUUUGGCUGUGUUUGGGUUGGGCUUGGGUGUAGUUGGUCUUUAUAAUUAUUAUUCUAAAGAUGGAGACAACAGGAGAUACAAAGUUGAUUAUAUAGUAUACCGCCCAGAUGAUCCACGAGCUGCAAAAGUUAAAAAUGAUGGCAAAGGGCUGUAGUUUUCAUUUCCACAAUUGGAUUCUGAAAUUGUAUAUAGAAUGCUUUAUAAAAUUAAUAUCCUUUGUUAGGGAUUGAAAAUAAAGAUGUUGUUUUCUUUUC
This is a messenger RNA of Zootermopsis nevadensis, 469 nucleotides long. RefSeq names its product NADH:ubiquinone oxidoreductase subunit A3 (gene NdufA3). Lineage: Eukaryota; Metazoa; Arthropoda; Insecta; Blattodea; Termopsidae. The record is from RefSeq and is a predicted model, not a curated record.